UUUUGUGGGCAUUUUCAUAGCAUUCCGUGCUUUUUUUUUAAUAAACUGUAAUACAGCUCCGUAAGAGAUUUAUUCUUCAAUAAACACUUUUCUUACUGUAACGCGGUUUUUCUACCAUUUACCCGUCUUCAGUUAAUUUCAAAAUAAACUAAUAUAUAGCAUGAACAUGCAAACAUACAUGUGUGUACGUAGAAGUAGUUAUACUUAUAUGCAAAUAAGUGACAAAAACGCACACCUUUCCAAGCCAGCAAUUCAUAAUUGUUGUUGUUACCCUCCUUUAAUUUGAACCUAGCAACGUUUUGUUUUGAUUGCCACCUACCCACUCGUUACACUCAUUCCAACACAUACUAUCUUGCCACAACAAUAGACUUCACGCUAGAAAAUUCCUUAGAUUUAGUUUAUUGUUUACUCUUCAAGGGAGCGCAAGUACAAGCACCCACCCGUUCGUUGAAUUAUUAAAACAAAUAGUUUUUUUUUUAAUAAUUAAUUUCAGUGAACAUACAUAAGUGCUUUAAAAAGUAUGGCUCAUACGGCGCGUGCCCAUAGUACAUCAAAAUCACAUGAAUGUUACGCUUUCAACAAACCAUCUAAGCAACGUUCCAAAUCUGCAAAUCCACCAACGACACACCUUCUCGUAAAUUUUUCUAUACAACGAGCGCGUCAUGUGCCACCAUUUUCAGUGCAGUCGUUACAAAAAAAUACCGUCGUUAUGCAUGGUCCGAUAGAAGGACCGCCGGCACCGGCUAGCGCACGCGGCAAAGUAAAUACAAAUGUUAAGUGUAGUAAAAAGAAAGCGAUUUCUACACUAGAACUAGAUCUACGGGGGCACAGUGUUAAUGGAAAUGGUGGCCACAGACGUCCUACAACAACAUUUCGCAUGUAUUUUGAUCGUGGGGAUCUGCCCAUCAAAAUGGAAUAUUUGUGUGGAGGAGAUAAAAUUGGUUGGACGGUGGAUAUUGACAAACUCGACUACAGCCUCUACUUGCCACUCUUCUUCGAUGGCCUUUCCGAGACUCAACACCCCUACAAAACGUAUGCUCGUCAAGGUGUUUCCGAUUUAUUGGUUGCGGGUAGUGAUAAAAUUCAUCCCGUGGUACCGCAAUUAAUAUUGCCGCUAAAAAACGCACUCAGCACACGCAAUUUGGAGGUUAUGUGCACUACCCUGAAGAUAAUACAACAGCUUGUGAUGUCUUCGGAUAUGGUUGGACCGGCUUUGGUGCCAUUUUAUCGACAAUUAUUGCCAAUGUUUAAUGCUUAUAAGGUGAAAAAUGUCAAUUGUGGUGACGAAAUUGACUACGCCCAGCGCACUAAUAUGAAUUUAGGCGAUCUUAUCGAUGAAACACUGCAAGUACUGGAAUUGCAUGGCGGCGAAGAUGCUUUCAUCAACAUCAAAUAUAUGGUGCCUACGUACGAGUCAUGUUAUUUAAAUUAAUUUAUGUUUGCUACUCAUAAGUUUGUAUUACAAAAGUAUUAAAAAACAUUAGAUAAUUUCAACUUUCGUGCAAUAAAAAAACGUAUUAACGAAGAUA
Messenger RNA from Rhagoletis zephyria (snowberry fruit fly), 1529 nucleotides. RefSeq names its product parkin coregulated gene protein homolog. Gene Ontology annotation, molecular function: Hsp90 protein binding; Hsp70 protein binding. The record is from RefSeq and is a predicted model, not a curated record. Lineage: Eukaryota; Metazoa; Arthropoda; Insecta; Diptera; Tephritidae.